AUGGAGGCGCAAAUCAACAAGCCCCACCGGAAGCCCAAGGAGAAGAAGAAGCAUAAUGGAGACAAUCCCAAGGCCUUUGCAGUGCACAGGCCCGGUAAACUGCAGACACAAGCUGCACGAUCCUCAGAUAUAAAAGAGAAGCGCCUACAUGUGCCUCUCGUCGACAGACUUCCCGAUGAACCGCCACCUCGACUCGUCACCAUCGUCGGCCCCCCAGGGGUCGGCAAGACGACACUCCUCAAGAGCCUGAUCCGCCGAUACUCGAAGGAGACGAUAUCAAACCCCCAGGGGCCCAUAACUGUCGUCACUUCAAAGAAACAACGCCUGACUUUCAUCGAAUGCCCCAACGAGCUCGAGGCCAUGGUCGACAUCGCCAAAGUAGCUGACAUUGUCUUGCUGAUGAUAGAUGGCAACUACGGUUUCGAAAUGGAGACAAUGGAGUUUCUGAAUAUCCUGGCUGCGACUGGUAUGCCAGGCAAUGUCUUUGGAAUUCUGACACAUCUCGACCUGUUUAAAAAACCACAUACCCUCAAGGACGCAAAGAAGAGGCUAAAGCACAGGUUAUGGAGCGAGCUCUACCAAGGCGCACAUUUGUUCUACCUUUCCGGCGUCAUCAACGGACGUUAUCCCGACCGUGAGGUACACAACCUGUCUCGAUUUCUUUCCAUCAUGAAGAACCCACGACCAUUGAUUUGGAGGAAUUCACACCCUUAUACUAUUAUCGACAGUUGGCGCGACAUCACACAUCCAACCAAGAUUGAGGAGGACGAAAAGUGUGACCGAUCAAUAGUGCUCUCCGGCUAUCUGCGUGGCACAAAUUUCGCAUCACAGGGUCAAAGAGUGCAUAUACCAGGCCUGGGUGAUUACACUCUCGCAAAUGUGGAGGUUCUGCCAGACCCGUGUCCAACACCGGCCAUGGAGCAGGCCCUUGCUAAGAUUACUGGCAAGACCGGCCGGCGGCGUCUAGAUGACAAGGACAAAAAGUUGUACGCACCAAUGUCGGACCGGAGUGGGUUGCAGGUAGAUGGAGAUGCCAUUUACAUCUACCGAGACAAGGGUUUCACUUUCGACAAGGACGCCAAAGACGUCGAGCGAGGCGAGGGCGAGGAACUCAUCAUAAAUCUUCAGUCUGAGAGGCGUCUCCUGGGUCAGACCGAGGAUGGAGUGCAACUGUUCGCAGGCGGCGAGGAACUCAAAGAGGCUGGGGAUGACGACACCGGUCGCAAGAGCCACAGACAGGCAAGGCUUGCUGACCAGAACGGUUUCGACGGGGAAGACGAUCUACAGGACGGCGACGACGACUCUCUCCCAGAUGCAGAUGCAUCCGACGUCGAGACCGAGUUCAACGAGCAAAAGCUGGGCAAAAUCUUUCGAAAGGAUACUGACAAGGACGGGAAUAAUGACGAUGUUGCUUUUGCGGAUAGUGAUUCGGACCUGGGCUCAAUAUCAGGCGAGGAAGACUCAAAUGACGAAGACUUAAGUGACGAGCAGGAUUUUGACUCUGACGACGAGGAGGCCGCUCUCAAAUGGAAGGAAAACAUGGAGGAGCGGGCUAAGCAACGUCAUGGAAAGAAGAGCCCAUAUCAGCCCGCAAGUUUGGCAAGAAUGCUCUAUAACGACUCCCUAAGCAUAUCUGACAUUCUCAAAAAGUGGCGAGGGGAUGAGGAAGAGGGGGAGGAAGAGGAGGAGGAGGAGGAUAUUGAGGCUGACUCUGGGGACGAGACUUUCUUCAAGAAGUCCAAGAAUGAGAAGGAAGAUCUUGCGGACGACCGUUCAAUACCCAAUUUUGACUAUGACAAACUGACGUCGUACUGGUCAAACGAGGAGAGCAUUGAAGCUCUGAGGCAGAAAUUUACUACCGCUACCUUGUUGGACGAUGAGGACGACGGAGAAGGGGACGAUGAUUUCGACGGCUUUGGCUCAGGAGAUGAGCCUGGCGAGAGUGACAAUGACGAUGAUGACGAAGGCGACGGGGCUUUCGAAGAUCUUGAGACUGGUGAGAAGCAUGGACCGGCGGAAACAGAUCUGGAAGCUGAGCGGGAGAAGAACGCUCGCCGGAAAGAAGAGCUCAAACUGCGAUUUGAAGAAGAGGACCGAGAAGGCUUCAACAACGACAAAGCGAAAGCUCGACGGGAGGGCGGAGGUGACGAUGAAUUCGGCGAGGACGACUGGUACGAUGCCCAAAAAGCCAUGAUACAGAAGCAGCUGGACAUCAACAAGGCCGAGUUUGAAAACCUGGAUGAGAGACAACGAUCGCUAGUGGAGGGCCACAGGGCGGGCAAAUAUGCCAAAUUGGUCAUCGAGGGUGUGCCGGCUGAGUUUGUCAAGCAAUUCAACGCCAAGAUGCCAAUCAUCGUGGGAGGUCUCUCAGCCACCGAGGACCGGUUUGGAUACGUUCAGGUGCGAAUCAAACGGCAUAGGUGGCACAAGAAGAUCUUGAAGACUGGCGACCCGCUCAUUUUCUCGCUGGGUUGGAGGAGAUUCCAGUCGAUGCCGAUCUACAGCAUUUCAGACUCCCGAGUACGGAAUAGGAUGCUGAAGUACACGCCGGAGCAUAUGCACUGCUUCGCCACCUUUUACGGUCCCUUGAUAGCGCCAAAUACUGGUUUCGUCAGCUUCAACUCCUUCUCAUCCUCCAACCCGGGCUUCAGGAUAGCAGCCACAGGCACCAUUUUGAGCGUGGACGAGUCCACUGAGAUCGUCAAAAAGCUCAAACUGACGGGUGCGCCCUACAAGAUCUUCAAGAACACGGCCUUCAUCAAAGACAUGUUCAACACCUCGCUCGAAAUUGCCAAGUUCGAGGGCGCCUCCAUCAAGACGGUCUCUGGCAUUCGAGGUCAAAUCAAACGCGCUCUAUCCAAGCCGGAAGGGCACUUCCGCGCAACCUUUGAGGACAAGAUCCUGCUCAGCGACAUUGUGUUCUUGCGCGCAUGGUACCCCAUCAAGCCGCACCGCUUCUACAACCCCGUGACGAACCUGGUUGGGUGGCAGCGGGCGCGACUGACGGGUGAGAUCCGCGCCGAGCAAGCCCUUCCGACUCCACAGAACAAGGACAGCCAGUACCGCAAGAUCGAGCGUGCGGACAGGCACUUCAAUCCGCUGCGCGUCCCCAGGAAGCUCGCGGCCGACCUCCCGUACAAGAGCCAGAUCGUACAGACCAAGGCCCAGAAGAAGCCGACGUACAUGCAGAAGCGCGCGGUGGUUCUCGGCGGCGAGGAGAAGAAGGCGCGGGACUUGAUGCAGAAGCUGACGACGAUCCGGAAGGAUGUUGCGGAGAAGAGGAAGGCCAAGAAAGACGAGAACAGGGCAGAGUUCAAGAAGAAGAUGGCCGACAUGGCCGAGAAGAAGGCCGCGAGGGAGAAGAGGGAGACCAAGGAGUGGUGGAGCAAGGAGGGAAAAAAGAGGAGAAACGGGGAGGAAAGCGGUGGCGGUGGGAAGAGGAGGAGAUAG
This is a messenger RNA of Diaporthe amygdali, 3450 nucleotides long. RefSeq lists its product as uncharacterized. Bases 1 to 3450 code for a protein of 1149 amino acids. The transcript has 2 exons. Gene Ontology annotation, cellular component: 90S preribosome; nucleus. Gene Ontology annotation, molecular function: U3 snoRNA binding; GTP binding; GTPase activity. Gene Ontology annotation, biological process: endonucleolytic cleavage of tricistronic rRNA transcript (SSU-rRNA, 5.8S rRNA, LSU-rRNA); maturation of SSU-rRNA from tricistronic rRNA transcript (SSU-rRNA, 5.8S rRNA, LSU-rRNA); ribosome biogenesis. NCBI's taxonomy places the organism in Eukaryota, Fungi, Ascomycota, Sordariomycetes, Diaporthales, Diaporthaceae. The record is from RefSeq and is a predicted model, not a curated record.